Colossoma macropomum (tambaqui) is the source of this 2070-nucleotide messenger RNA. RefSeq names its product family with sequence similarity 110 member B (gene fam110b). Lineage: Eukaryota; Metazoa; Chordata; Actinopteri; Characiformes; Serrasalmidae. The transcript has a single exon. The record is from RefSeq and is a predicted model, not a curated record. Bases 300 to 1538 code for a protein of 412 amino acids.
CCAUCGUCCUACAAUUCUCCAUCUCUCCUCCAGGCUGCUGUGAAAGCUCCAACGCUGUUGACCCCUGGAUUUUCCUACAAAGGGCAGCAGAGCAGGUGUGGGGGAAGGCCAGGAGGCUAAUUAAUGAGCGCUGAGAAUGAAACCGGGCUGCUGACGGCCAGUGGAGACGCUAAUAUCCACACUCCGCUCACCCGGCUGGAUGUGUGUGCCCCCGGGCUGGCCCCGAGUGCCCAGAGUCCAAAGCGGAAUCCACCACGGCGGCCGCCGGGAGCCCAGCGGACAUAGCAGACGUAGCGGAAAUGCCUACCGAGACGCUGCAGGCAGAUAGCAAGCCGGCCGCUGGCCAGUGUGGUGGUGGAGGAGGCGGGGGCAGCUUUGCCUCAGCCGUGCCUUUACGCAUCCUCAAUAAAGGUCCGGACUACUUCCGGCGGCAGACCGAGCCCAACCCGAAGCGGCUAAGCGCGGUGGAGAGGCUAGAAGCCGACAAGGCGAAGUAUGUGAAGAGCCAAGAAGUCAUCAAUGCCAAGCAGGAACCUGUAAAGCCUCAAGUUUUGGCAAAACCACCCGUCUGUCCAGUGCCGGUGAAGAGAAGUGGUGGCUUCGGGGCCUCCUCAGCCCUAAAGGCCUCCAACAACAACGCUAAAUCUGACACAUGUGCUACCACAACGAAGCGCGAAAACCUCAAUCUGGAGAUCCUCAAGAACAUCCUCAACAGCUCUUCCUCGUCCGAAGGUCCAGCCAAAGCCUCCAAAGUUGGCGCCAGAAGCUGGGCACCUCACCGCUCUUCUGAAACUUCAGAAUCUGGGUUCACAGAGUCGCUAAAAGUGCCGUCCUCAGCAGUAAUGCAAGGUCGGAGAAGUCCACAAGGAGGUGGCAGCAAUCUGAACCUGAGUCGGCGGCUAUUAGAGGAUCGGGGAGAAGGUCAUGGCGAAAGGUCACAGAUUCACGCUUCACAAAGCUCCUCGGACAUCCGGAGGCUGUGUAACGGGAAGCCGUUCCGUUCUUCGGCCCGAAGCAGCAGCAGCUCUGCUCCUCCUCUGCCUCCAAAACCAAGCGCCAAGGCUUUGGCAGCCUACGACAACCUGCUGGACCACCAGCCCAUGGUAGGAACGCCUGGAGAAAUGGAGCUGGAGAUGGACGUUGGAGGUACCUCGGUGACCCGCAGGCCCUCUUUGCACCGUUCAAAGUCAGACUUGAGUGACCGCUAUGCUAGGGCUGGAGCUGACGUAGAGCGAUUCUUCAACUACUGCGGUCUGGACCCCGAGGAGCUCGAGGGAGUUGGAGUGGAAAGCUUUGCUCGAGCAAACUCCGACAUCGUCUCACUCAACUUUCGCAGCGCUAGCAUGAUCAGCUCGGACUGUGAGCGUUCACGGCACAGCAACGACGAAGACGGCCUGUCUGACGACGAGGAGGAUGAGGACGACCCAGCCGAAAGAGUGCCGUACGGGAUAUCGGCAGUGGAGAGAAACGCACGCGUCAUCAAAUGGCUCUACAGCAUCAAGCAGGCGCGAGAGUCUCAGAAAGUCUCCCACGUUUGAGAGCACAGAUGGAAUAAGAGUAACUGCUCGUUUCAGCGAUUGGUGCACUGUAUUGGUAUCUUGAAAGAACUUAUUGGCGAAGCCUUUUAUCGUUGUUUUUUUCCUAGGUUGCAGCUCUUUUUAAGCACUAUUUGAGCUGGAUUAGUUUCACUAAUUAGGGGUGGCUCUGCAAUGUCAUUUGUAAACGAUUUGAUUGGCCGAAUGGUACGGGAUAAAGUUUCUUCAGGAUUUCUCAACAUUUCCACGGGUAGCCUGGUUCAUAUUACGUCAUAGAGCACACUUACUAACAAUAACAACAUGCCGCAUGGCCUUGCCUAUUGGCGGGUUUUGUUAUUCCAUUAGUGUGAGGUGGACUGGAAAAGGACUGUUACUGAGGGAGCUCCGGUUCAGCCAAUUACAGAACACCACUCACUGCACAGUUAUCACUGUCAGACUACAUACCCAUAUGCAGAUUCAUACUGGAUUAAAAUCGCUCCACAAUUAUUACUGUCAGAUUAUAAAAACUACACACACUGCAGAUUCAGACUGGAUU